Messenger RNA from Trichomonas vaginalis G3, 651 nucleotides. RefSeq names its product protein ubiquitination. The transcript has a single exon. The record is from RefSeq and is a predicted model, not a curated record. The coding region runs from base 1 to 651 and encodes 216 amino acids. Lineage: Eukaryota; Parabasalia; Trichomonadida; Trichomonadidae.
AUGGAAACCGAGCUUCAUCAAAAUUACGAAUAUAUUGGAGCUCAUGUAAAGGAUUAUUUAAUCGAUAAUAAAUUAUUUAGUCUUUUUGAGAUGGAUGAAAUCGAAAAAAUCUUUGAUUACACUACAUUUACAGCAGAUGACUACAUUUCUUUUCUUGAACAAUCGCAAAAUGAAACACCUACAGAACAACUAGCUAUAAUUGCAUUAAAGGUGAAUGUUUCUAUGAAUAAUAACCAAGAAGCUAUCUCAAUACUCAAAUCAUUACGAAAUAUUUUAAAUCUUAAAUUUUUUGAUAGUCUUAUUACUUUUUUGAGUUCAUCUAAGAUACAAACAUCAAUUUCAACAACAAAUACAUUAAACUCAAGCCAUUCUUUUGCAUUACAAAAACCAAAUUUAGGAUUUAAUUUAGGUGGUUUAAAAUUACCUCAACGUCCUAAAGAUGAUUUGUCAAGAAUUAAGGAAUUAAAAAUGUCCCAAAAUAACAAUGAAAUAUACAAAUUCUUAGAAGAACUCAUAAAACAAGGAAAACAAGAUAUGAUUAAAAAAGCAUGCGAAGAAGGACUUGCUGAAAAGGGAGAUUCGUCUUUUAUGGGAAAAAUGUUCUUCAUCAAGCAUGCGAAAAAGGAAAUCUCAAACUUGUCAAAUCUCUAA